This is a messenger RNA of Cydia amplana, 2222 nucleotides long. RefSeq names its product DNA mismatch repair protein Mlh1 (gene Mlh1). Gene Ontology annotation, molecular function: mismatched DNA binding; ATP binding; ATP-dependent DNA damage sensor activity. Bases 58 to 2220 code for a protein of 720 amino acids. Gene Ontology annotation, cellular component: MutLalpha complex. Gene Ontology annotation, biological process: mismatch repair. NCBI's taxonomy places the organism in Eukaryota, Metazoa, Arthropoda, Insecta, Lepidoptera, Tortricidae. The record is from RefSeq and is a predicted model, not a curated record. The transcript has 11 exons.
CUUCUAAAGAUUCCCAUUUCCCAUGAUUUUAACCACAUAGUUGAACCUUAAGAAACAAUGUGCGAACCAGGUAUCAUAAAAAAACUUAGUGAGGAUGUAGUGAACCGAAUAGCAGCCGGAGAGAUCGUUCAAAGGCCGGCAAACGCGUUGAAGGAACUUAUUGAAAAUAGUUUGGAUGCCAAAUCAACCAAUAUAAUUAUUACUGUAAAAGCUGGUGGCUUAAAAUACUUGCAGAUUCAAGACAAUGGCACUGGUAUCCGGAGUGACAACUUAGACAUUGUCUGUGAGCGCUUCACCACCUCAAAGCUGAGCCAGUAUGAGGAUCUGCAGGCGAUCAACACUUAUGGCUUCCGGGGAGAGGCUCUGGCGAGCAUCAGCCAUAUUGCCCAUCUGACUAUACUUACCAAGACUGCCGCUUCUAAAUGUGCAUACAAGGCAUCAUAUGAAGACGGCAAGCUAAAAGGCCAGAUAAAAGCCUGUGCUGGCAACAAUGGCACCCAAAUCACCGUAGAAGACCUAUUCUACAACGUCAUAGCCCGCAAGAGAGCUCUACGGAGCCCUACCGAAGAAUACACACACAUAAUGGAUGUGGUUGGUGGUUAUGCGGUGCAUAAUAGCCAUGUUGGGUUUACGCUAAAGAAGUUUGGAGAGAAAACUGAUUUGAAGACGCCUGUCAAUUCUUCUGUUAUAGAAAAUGUUAGGAUUAUUCAUGGUAACUCGAUAGCCAGAGAGCUAAUGGAGGUGGUAAUCAAAGACGAAACGCUAAAGCUGUCUGUACACGGGUACAUUACGAACGUCAACUACUCUCAUAAGAAGGGGGUCAUGUUGCUGUUUAUCAAUCAUCGAUUAGUUGACUCGCAAUCUAUUCGUAAAGCGGUCGACUCUGUGUACUCAACGUAUUUGCCAAAGAACUCUCAUGCUUUCGUCUACCUCAGUAUAGAAUUAGAUCCCAAAAACGUGGACGUAAAUGUUCACCCUACGAAGCAUGAAGUACAGUUCCUCUACGAAGAGCAAAUCAUUGAGAAGCUGAAGGCGUGUGUUGAAAGCAAACUACUCAGUUGUAACUCUACGCGGGUCUUAUAUACGCAGGCACGCCUACCUGGAGCUACGAUGGUCGAAGAAAUGGUCAAGAAAACAACGGAUGCCGCCAAAGUUAACCCCAACAACAUGGUCCGAGUGACCUCCGAUGUUCAGAAGAUAGACAAGUUCUUCAGAACCAAACCUGUAGAAACAGACGACACAAGUAAUCUUGAAAAUACUGAAAAAACGAGGGAAACGCCCGCCAAAGAAACUGAAAAAACAACAGAGAAUAAUGACAAAAUGGUAGUCGACGAAGUUCUAGAAAAUUCACUUAUAGAAGAACCAGUGGUAAUUAAUAAAAUGCCAGAAAAAUGGAAAAAUCAUUCAGCUUUAGACCAAGGCAAUGUCAGCUACAUAGACCCGAAAGAAUCUUUCAAAACUAGAACGUUUAAGUACGAACGGACUGAAACUAAGUUGACAAGUGUGAAACAGCUAAGGAUGGAUGUGGAAAAACAGUGCAAUUCUAACCUGAGGGAGAUCUUGGCCAAUUUGAUAUUUAUUGGUUGUAUAGAUUUGCAUAAGUCGCUUAUACAGCAUUCGACGAAGCUGUAUUUGUGUGAUACGACUCGGUUAACUGAAGAAUUAUUCUACGAAACGAUCCUAUACGACUUCCAGAACUUCGGUCUGAUAAAGCUAUCGAAUCCAUUGCCUUUGGAAGAGUUGUUCGUCCUCGGUCUGUCGUCGCAAGAGACAGAAUGGAACCCUGAACUAGGCGAUAUGAGAGAGAUGGCGCAACAAAUGUGCCAGCUUUUUACGAGCAAGCGGACCAUGCUUCUAGAAUACUUCUCGCUGGAGCUGAGCAGCGAUGGGCAACUGUUGGCGCUGCCGCUGUUGUUGGACAACCACACCCCAUUCAUGGGCGCAUUACCUACCUACCUCGUCCGCCUCGUCACCGAAGUCAACUGGGACUCCGAGAAGGAAUGUUUCGACACGUUCAGCCGACAAACCGCCAUUUUCUACUCCCAGCCCAACCCAGAUACCACCACAGAGUCGGUCAAGUCAGAGCAAUGGAAGCAAGAACAUGUGGUAUUCCCAGCUAUAAGGAGGAACUUUUUACCACCUACUAGUUUUGUGAGCAAUGGGGCGAUGUUACAGAUAGCGAAUUUGCCGGAUUUGUAUAAGGUGUUUGAGAGAUGUUGAUG